AAGAUUAAACAAAACUUGAUGGCUGGCAUGUGAAAUAAUAUUGUUCCUUCUCAGCAGACACAGCACAAACCAGCUUCACUGAUGCAAAUGCUUCCUGCAUUACCACUCUCUCUUCUCACUAAAACCUGGACUCAGAAAGAAUCUGAACCACAUUCACUCUAAAGUACUAAUUACUGAUAUUGCUUAAAGUGUUACCUUUCUAUGAGAAUAUGCAUUUAUAGCAUAGAUUGGCCUUAAAUAAAGGAAAGAACUUCCUAGUGACACUGGCCACCUGGGGGUCCUUCAAACAAGAUUCUCCAUCUCUCGACUUGCAAGCAUUUUCCCUGGCCGUCUCCCAUGCCCGGAAGCUCAACUCUGUUUCCUGAUUUCUUUGGCUUUUUUCAAGUCUCAGCUAAAAUCCAAACUCUUACAAGAAGGUUUUCCCAAUGCACUAUUUUUAUUGUUUUGGCAAAGUGUAAACAAAGAUUACCCAGCUCAUUGUGGAAGGGCUCCAAGGGAAAACAAUGCCAUGUUUCCCUAUGUCCACAAAAGAAGGGUGGAAUGAUGUCCAAGGAAAUACAUCACUAGAGUGGAAAAUCCAUUAAAUAUUUAUGGCAGAAUUCAAUGUUCUCCACUGUCCCAAAAACACCAGUGACAGAACUGUGAGUUGAAUCCUGGGAAGCUCUUAGAAUUCUCUCUAGUGACAUCUUGUCCAGACCAGUGGUCUAACCCUCUUUGAAUGCUGGGACACAUCUGGCCAGAGCCACCAUGUGGGUGCUGAUAGCCUUGCUGCUGCUGGAUCCAAGGACUGGAAGAGCUGCCACCAUGGAUAAACCCAUUCUGUCCUUGCACCCACCCUGGACUACAAUCUUUAAGGGGGAGCGGGUAACCCUGAGGUGUGAUGGGUACCACCCUUUGCUCCUCGAGCUCCGGCCAAUCAGCACAUUGUGGUACUUGGGGCACCUGCUACUUCCCUCACAUAAGAAGAGCAUCGAGGUGCAGACACCAGGGGUGUAUCGAUGUCAGACCCGAGGGGCACCUGUCAGUGAUCCAAUCCACCUCUCUGUGUCCAAUGAUUGGCUGAUCCUACAGGUUCCCUAUGCCAUGGUGUUUGAGGGUGAACAACUAGUGAUACGCUGCCGGGGCUGGUAUGACAAAGUUGUUUACAAGCUCCACUACUACAAGGAUGGGCACGUCAUGCGCUACUUCCAGUCUAGUGCCAAUUACACGAUACCCCAGGCACAGGCCAGUGAUAGUGGACAUUACCAGUGCUCAGGAACCUUGCGUAUCCCAGUGGAGAGUACCCCUAUGUUCUCUGCCAAGGUGGUGGUUACCAUCCAAGAGCUGUUUGCAUCUCCAGUGCUGAAAGUGGUGCACAAGCCUGAGUCCCGCAGCGGGGGUGGGGUGACCCUUCGCUGUGAAACAAGUCUGCACCCCCAGAAGCAGGACACGCCGCUGCAGUUUUCCUUCUACAAGUACAGCCGUCCUGUGCGCCGCUUUGACUGGGGAGCUGAGUAUACCGUCCCGGAAACUGAGACCGAGGACCUGGAAUCGUACUGGUGUGAAGCUGCCACUGUGCCCCGCAGCGUGCGCAAACGCAGCCCUUGGUUGCAACUCUCAGGGAGGGGUUCCUUCUCCAGCACAUCGACCAUCACAACCCGAGCUCCUGUGCCAGCAGCCAUGUCCAAGAACCCCAUUUCAAAGCCCCUCUCCUUCAGAAAGCCUCCUGAUCCCAGAUCUGUGUCCUUCAUCACCUCUGCCCCAAACUCCACCUUGACCAGGACCCUUGCCUCUGUGCCAAGCAUUCCCACUCCUGGGCCCACUGCUUGUACUUCUCUAGCAUCCUUGGGCCAAUCUACCUACUCUUUGAAGUCCAACAUGGACUUAUUGCUUCAGGAAAUGCAGCUGCUUAAAGGCCUUCUGAGACAAGUGGUACUAGAGCUGAAGGAGCCACACACAGUUUUGGGGCUCAGAGGGACACCAGAGAUACCUAUCUUAGAUUUGGGGGUGAACCCAGCCAUUCCAGAGACCACAGGAAGGGGUUAAGGCAAGGACCAACCUAGUGGGAUGCUUCUUGCCCCUAUCCAGGCUGGCUAGCUUUUGGUGGGAGUCUGGGGUUGAAGUGUGACAAUUAUUAGGAGAACAGAACUUGAAUCUUUCCAGUGAAUUGGGGGGACUGGCCAAUUAAAUUCCAGUUCUCUUCCAUUAUACCUACUUUCCUUCAGUCAUCCAAAAAGCACAUUUUCCUUAAAGAAGCUAUCUUUCUUACCAUUUGGCCCCUGUGGUUUUAAACAAUCACCAAGUGUCACCUAUCCUAUAUGUCACUAUUUAGUUACACAAGUACAAAGAGCUUUGCUACCACAAGUUUUCUGCUCCUAUUCCUCCUUCUUUCCAUCAUCCUCCUUUCUCUAUCACCCUCCCUCCACCCUCUACCCUUCACCCCCAAAAUAUAACUAUACAUAAAUUAUUUCAUCUAAGUUUGUGGUUUGGUGUGAAAUUCCAGCUUGUUUAAAUUCUUAACUUUUCACCAUGUUCCAGCCAUUGUACAUCAAAUGGAGGCAAGUUUUAGCACUAGUAACUACUGAGGCACUUUAGAACCUUCUGUUGUUAGCAACAAGUUGCAAUUACAUAGUGAAUUCACCCACUGCUGUCAUUAAAAAAGAUUUUCAGUUC
Phascolarctos cinereus (koala) is the source of this 2652-nucleotide messenger RNA. The record is from RefSeq and is a predicted model, not a curated record. Lineage: Eukaryota; Metazoa; Chordata; Mammalia; Diprotodontia; Phascolarctidae.